Cylindrotheca closterium is the source of this 1065-nucleotide messenger RNA. NCBI's taxonomy places the organism in Eukaryota, Bacillariophyta, Bacillariophyceae, Bacillariales, Bacillariaceae. The record is from the annotation of a GenBank genome assembly.
AUGAUGUCGUUUUCAUCCCUUCGCCUUGGCAAUAAAAGCAACCGAGGAGGCACCACUAUUGCAAGAGACAACCAUCUUCGUGCACCAAAACGAUGGGAAAUAUUGUUGGAUGAGCACGAUCAAUGCAUGCAGGAGGUGGAAGAAUCCUUGCAAGUUUGGUUGGAUCGUCAUCGAGAGACUAUCAAAGAAUCCAACCAAUGGAAAGAAGCAAAUGAAAAGUUGACUCGAGAAUUGCAAGACACGAGAGUGGAAUUGGCGAGUACCAAGAGACGCAUGCAUGUCCUCCAGCAACAGGUGAUAAUGUCAUCAACAACACCACCAUCAACAAGAAGCAGCAGAAACAAACAUGGCAACGAAACGAGACUGCCCACCGCUCUUCCACAUGUACUUGGGAAUUCCGAGACUCGAGAUAACUAUAGUUCGGAAAGAAAUGCUAGCAAUUCCCCUGAAGGCGUUGCAAGAAACCGCGGCCAACAACUCUUGCACGAACUAGCUUCCAACAACAUGGAAGAAUCUUCAUCACCAUCCUAUCAAGUCAUUUUGCGCUGGCAAGAGCGCCAAACGGACCAGUGGAAGUCUCGGUGCCACCGACAAUUGAAUCAAAUUGAUGGCUUGUUGGCAAAAAUAGAGCGUCAACGAAACGAGUUAAACGAUGAAAAGGAACAAUGCGAUCUUCUUAUUGAUGCUGUCUAUCAUUUGAUCCAGCAAGAAGAAGAGGUAAAAGAAGACGAAGACGAGAUUGCUGUUGCUGCUGCUGCUGCUGGUGGUGGUGGUGGUAGUGAUGAUAACGAUGAUGAAAACAAUGCAGUGGAGGAUUCAACCAACAUUGACGCAUCUUUUGUUUCAGCUGAUCCAGACGACUGCUGUUUCUGUCCCUUGACCCAACAACUCUUUGUGGAUCCAGUGAUUGACUACGAGGGUAAUACUUAUGAAAGGAAAGCCAUUUUGGAGUGGCUCGAGUUCAAUGAAACAUCGCCUCUUACUAGAAAUCAUCUGACAAAAGAUCAACUCAUUCCAAAUCGUGCUGUAAAGCAUGCGAUUGCGGCAUGGGACAACAAGAAAUAG